Molecule: messenger RNA, 3906 nt
Organism: Pediculus humanus corporis (human body louse)
Lineage: Eukaryota; Metazoa; Arthropoda; Insecta; Psocodea; Pediculidae
Exons: 20
Coding region: 1-3906 (1301 amino acids)
Biological process (GO): DNA repair
Molecular function (GO): DNA polymerase binding
Source: RefSeq, a predicted model, not a curated record
AUGGAUAAUAUAAUUCAAAAUCUUAACAAAAAAUGUGAUUUUAAAAAAAUAAUGACAUAUGUGCAAAGUCUAAAUAUAACAGAGGUUUGUUCUGAAGUGAGUAAUAUUUGUUUAAAAGAAAAUGGUUCCAGUACUAUUCAAAUAUUAUUUAAGAGCUUACCUAACUCUCCUGUUUUUCAAGAAAAAAAAGAUAAGCUUGCAAAUAAUUUAAUAAGCAUUUUGGCCGAUGAAGUUAAUAAUGUAUCUACAGUACUUUUAGUUAAAAUGUUAAAUAAUUGCUUACAAUUAGUGUUGAGUAAUGAAAAUGAUGAAGAAAUGGUUUGGUGGAAAACAUUGAUACCACAGUUAUUAUCUGCCAUUGAACAUAAACCAUUCGUGGAACAUAAUGGAACGAAAACAACAGGCCAAGAAUUUAAAAAACAAUUUAUAAUUACUCUUUUAAUGAAUGAAUGGAAUAAAAAUAAAUUAAGCAAUAUUGCAACUAUGUUUAGCGAAAUUUCAUUGAAGCCAGAUGAACAUUUAAAAGUAGUUAAUAAAAUAUGUAAAAACAUUUGUAAAUUAAAUUUAAAUGAAAUUCCUCCUCUGAUAUAUCAGUUGUUGAUUUUAACGAAGGAAUAUAAUAGUAUGCCAGUAUUUUUAACAUUGGCAGAUUUAUUCGACAACAAUCUUUAUAAUAAAAUUAAAGAAAAUGAUAAUAAUCAUUCUCAAAUAAUUACAGAAGAUAAUUUAAAUUUCAAUGAAAUCAUAUUAGUGGAAAGAACAGUUUUGUAUCACAUAAAUAAAGCUGCUAGUGGACAAUGUAUAAAAAGCAUAAAGGAUUUUUUAAAAAUUCUCAAAGAAUGCAUUCAUUAUCCAAAAUUUAUUCUGCGACCAUUUUUUUUGACAUUAUUAUUAAAUUUAUCAACUAUUUCUUAUGAAUUUCAAACAAAAAUUAUGAAUCUUAUUUUACCUGCUUUUUCGAGGCAAAUUUUGGAACAAGAAAAAAUAUUUAACUCUGCUUGGCUUGAAACUAUUAUUUCCAAUGAUGUUGAUGUUGAUGGUAAUUUAAGUAAAAUUUUACGUUACAGCUGUAAAGACAAAGAUGAAGUUUUAAAAGGUUUAAUUUAUUUAGGAUUUUCAUUAUUAGAAACUAAAGGCAAAGGAAAGGAAAAUGGAAACGAAUUAGCCUGGAAAAUGGGUUCAACAUUAUUAGUUAAUUUAGUACAAUUGUUUCCUCGCGUUACUUGUCACAUAUUUCAACAGUUAGUAAAUCAAAUAACUCAAAAUUAUGAACUCCCUAGAUUUACAGAUUGUCUGACAAAAAUUAUAAAAAAACGAUCAUUAAAUAUGGUAGAAUUUCAAGAGACAAUAAUUCAGCUGUUGGGAAAUAUUUGUGAAAAUUUUCCAUCGAUUGUCGGUCAAAGAAUUUUCAUUGCCGUAUUACCUAUAAUAAAAAUGUCACAUUCUUUUAGAGAUAAUUUAAUCAUUUUCCUUCGUAAAGCUCUUUUGAGUGAUUUAUCAUCACGAGAAAUGGGCGUUUACGGUUUAUUAGAAUUGUUAAAAGAAUUUCAUAUAAGUGAUAAUUUCUCAUCAUUGAGCCAGUGUUUAUCCCAAAAUUAUGUCGGUAUAUCACAAGUAUUUUCUGGUACUAAAGCACCUAUUUCAAAUGAAGGAUUAUGUUUAGAAAUUUUGGCAAUAUUAAAACAGGUUUAUAAUUAUCACUCCAACGUCAAAAUUUUAUUUUACAACGACAUUUAUUACAGUUUCAAAGAUAACCCGAAAAUCGGAGCUCAAAUUUUGGAUAUAUUAAAAAUUCGUUUUGAUGAAUUUUAUCAAGAAAUUGAGGGAAGUCCUCCUAUAGACUUUCAAAAAACUGUCGUUUCCGAAGAGUCUACAAUUGUCGUUAAAGAACCAAUAGCUCAUUUAUUAUUAGCCAUUUCAAUGGUUGUUGGAAAAGCAGAACAAGAUUUUGUUGGUGAAAUAAAAUUUACCGACGUAUUAAAUACAAUGUGUGACAAAAUGGCGGAUUGUGAUAUUCCUCAUUUCGGAUUAAAUAAGGAUCAAAAUGAUAACUCAUGCAAUGAUGAUCCCGUGGAAUUUCAACUUAAGCAAGAAAUGAUUUUUCAAAUAUUAGGAGUCUAUGAAGCUUUAAUGUCAUUUGUUUUAUGUAAUUGGGAAAAAGAAUUUUUUCCCAAUCCGGCACCUAAAUUAAACGCACUUUUUAAAGGUUAUUGCAGAUUACAUGAUUACGCCAAGUCUUUUGGUACAGCUUCUAAGAAAAAAGUAGAUUUAAAAAAAAAAGAACAGAAUAAAGAAAAAGAAGACCAUGUUAUUGAAAAAGCGUCUGAUAAAUUAAAAACAAAAACCGUUAAAUUUCCAUCAACGAUUUUAAAUUUAAAAUGUAUCGGUCGUCUAUUGACACUUCUGACCGGAAUGCCUGUUUCUUGGGCUCAAAAUAAAAAUUGUGAUUUGAUUAAAAAUAAAAAAGAAUUGCACAGAUAUGGUUACACUGUUACAUUAGAAUUACUUUGUAAAAUUCGAGAUAUAAGUUAUAGUGAACUUUCUAGAAGGAAAUAUACAGUUCAUUACAUUUUUUUUAUCGGACGAAUUUUAUUUAAACAUUGCAUUUCGGAUUUAAAUACAAUAAAAAAUUUUGAUCUUCAAUGUGCAGCAUUGGCAUCAGAAUGUUUUUACGAAUUGUUAACAUUCAUUUCAAAUUGUUGUAAAUCUAAAAUGUCAGAAUUUUUAGUGGAAAUAGGUUUAACGGAUGAAAAAAUCGAUCAACAAUUUAAAAAUCUUUUAAUUACGAUUUUGGAACUUAUUGUUAAUUUGACUGAUGAUGUAGAAGAAGAAAAAGCUAAGGAGGAAAUAUUUAAAAGAAAACUUUAUUUGAAUUUAAUUUCAAUUUGUUCUUUUUUAAUUAAUAAAUUAGAAAAAGAUACAGUCAAGGAUUCAAGCGUUCUGAAUAAAUUAAUAUUAAUAAUAAAAGAAAAAAAUAUACAAAUUCCUAGCGUUGCCAAAGCUUUCCUUUCUUUAUUUAUUGAUUUUCAAUGUAAAGACAAAACGGCUAAUAAAUUUUUAUUACAUUUUGUCCUUUGCUUAUGCGACACGAUGCCAUUGAUUGACGAUGAAAUGGAAAUAGACAAACAUGAAAAUUUUUCAAUUAUUAAUUCAAAAACUUCAACAAGUUGUUUUACAGUUUUAUGCGAAGCAGUUCAUUCCAUUGUACAAGAUAUCGAAUGGGCAUUACAGAGUUGUAAAAUUGAAAAUAUGAUUUUAAAUUACAACAUAACGGAAACAUCGGAGAUGAAAAUAAACGUAGUUAAAGAAAAAGAGAAGGAAAUAUGUCGGCGAUUAAAUUUUUCCGUUAAAAUUCUUAGUGUCCUGUGCACUAUAGCCGUUCCUCCAGGACCUCUUUCUGAUAUGUUAUUAAAAGAAGUGGGAAAUUUGUACAAUAAACUCACAUUAACGGCCAAAUAUUUUACGUAUAAAUAUUUAAAACAACAGCAAACUUUUUUACAUGCUAAGUUUGAUAAAACUGUGAAAAUAACCGAUAAUGAACUUACGAAAAAUAUGUAUUGUUUCACCGAACACAUUAUCAACAACAACGAAUCUUCAAUUGAUGAAAUAACAUUAAUAAAAAAUCGUAAAACAAAUUCUAAAACGAAUUUCAAAAAAAAAAUAUUAAAAGAUACAAAAAUCAUACCUAAAAUCGUUUACGAAAGAGAACAAUUUCAAAAAUUUGUUUUACUUUUAUCUAAAAAAACUAAAAUUAAUUUGGAAUUGAAAAAUACAAUGGCACGAGAUUACAGAUUGUAUUCGAAACAAGUUAAAGAAAUAAUUGAAAAAGAAAAGGAUUUAUUGGAAGAUAUGUUGACGGAUGAUAACGAAUGCGAUCCACCCAAAAAAGCUAAAAUUGAUGAAUGA